GUCUCGAUCUGCUUCCCCGCGUCCCUCUCCGAUCGAGCGAACGACGCCGCCUUCCGCCCUCUAAAAACCGCUUUGGCGCGAGACGAGCGGCAACCGUACGGACGGGCGGUGGAGAGAGAGAGAGAGAGAGAGAGAGAGAGGGAGAAGCGGGAGAUCGAUGGCCGGCGACGAGUGGCGCUGCCGGAAGCACCCGGCCCUGUCCUGCGGCGGCGUGUGCCCAUACUGCCUCCGCGACCGUCUCCUCCGGCUCUGCCCCGAGUGCGCGCACACGCGCCCCUGCCCCUGCGCGUCCUCCUCGUCCCCUUCCUCAUCGUCUUCCGCCGCCUCCGGCAGCGCGGUUGGGAGGGUGUACAGCCUCAUCGAGCGGGAGCGCCGGAUGGGGCGCUCCCGAUCCGUUGCGGCAGGCGGCGGCGGCGUCGUCAGGGACGAGAGGCCCAAGUCGAAGGUGUUUGGGUGGGUGUCGUUCCGGAAGGGGACGUCGGAUAGGGUUGUGGAGGUGGACGACGGGACGGCAUUGGCGCGGUCGAGCUCGGUGUCCGCGACGGCCGUGGAGACGAGGGCGGCGCCGAGGUCGAGAGGGUGGGGGAGGUUCAUCCCGGGAUCGAUCAGGGCGCUGCGCCACCGCAAGUCACGCGCCGGCGAUUGCCGCGAGGGCGUGAGGUGAGAUCGCCCGGUCGGAGCGUGAUCAUCCCGGGUGAUUUUUUUUUUCAGUAGCGUGGAGGAUCUAAUCAUCGCUAUUCGCUCGGUUGGUGCUUUCCGCGCGGUUACGCUGCGUUGAUUAAUUUGCUGAUUGAAUGUGUUGGUUUUGUUUCUUUCCCCCUGUAAUCUGAGCUGAUUUUGGUGUCGUCGCAAGAAGAAAUGGGUGUAAAUAUUUUGAUGUUAGUUCGUUAGAAGUCACGACGGAUGUUCUAAUAAAACAGGGUGUUUGAUCUUCGUAAUCCGAUUAUGCGUUGGCAUCUUUUGGCAUUUCU
This is a messenger RNA of Oryza brachyantha (malo sina), 971 nucleotides long. RefSeq lists its product as uncharacterized. Bases 158 to 664 code for a protein of 168 amino acids. NCBI's taxonomy places the organism in Eukaryota, Viridiplantae, Streptophyta, Magnoliopsida, Poales, Poaceae. The record is from RefSeq and is a predicted model, not a curated record. The transcript has a single exon.